Coffea arabica (coffee) is the source of this 2070-nucleotide messenger RNA. The record is from RefSeq and is a predicted model, not a curated record. Lineage: Eukaryota; Viridiplantae; Streptophyta; Magnoliopsida; Gentianales; Rubiaceae.
UUGAGGGCCUUUUAGGGCCCCUUUCCCGUUGAAAGACUCAUGUUGGUGAUGAAAAUAAAGACCGUUGUUACCAAUUUGUUGUUUCCCCCGAAAGUUUAUGCUUAAACAUGUUGUGGAUACUUGGCUUCUAAUCAUCAGUGGGACUCGUGGAAUGCUGUAGCUGUAAACAUUUAAAUCUGUCCUAUGGUUUCUGCAGCACUAUUUGUGGUCCUGCCUUCCCACCACUGUUAUUCUCUGGAGGGAAGGGCGGGGUAAAAGGCAGUGCUUCAGGAAGCUCAAGGAAAUUGGGUUCUUAACCUUUACCAAUUAUGAGGAGAACUUGCUGGCUUGGCUUGGAUCAGUUGGAUGUUAAUUAUCAUCAUACAGAUUUGUUUGCGAUGCAUCCUAUUGACACAUAUUUGAUUUUAGACAAUUUAGCCUCAACCUGUAGCCUCAACAGAUUGGUUGAUGAGGAAGUUGGGAAUUGACAGUAGUCUUGGUGACCAGAUUUCGUUUGUCAUGAGAAAGAUCUUAUAUAUAAGCAAAAAAGGGUCCCUUACCUCUUGCCCUCGUAAGCCUUCCCUACCAACCUGAACACAAAGCUGGAUGAGCAGAAUAUCAAAUGGUGCUGCCGAAGCUAGUUAAUGAGGCAGUAACCCAAUCCAGAAUAAAAGAUGCAGAUGGGAGGCAAUAAACCAUUAGCCUGACCUCAGUAAAGUCGAUACUUUUUGGGUGUUGGAAUUUCAGAUAGGAUAAGCACACCUAUCCUUCUUUCUUUGCUGCCAUCAGCAAAAUUAGCUUUAGAAAAGUAAACUCUGCCGUCAUCUCCGAUGUGUAAAAUUGAUUCUCCAGCUGGAUGUGGACUGUGGAGAAAGAAAAACACAUAAAGAUACCCCAAGAUCAAACCACCUACCGUCCAGUCCACCAUCCACCCUCCACUUUCCUUAACGUCAUCCACCGGCCUACCCCCACAAAUCCUUCUAUAAAUUCAGCCUCGAGCUUCUCUAAAGAGCCCCCCUUCCUCUCUCUCUCUCUCUCUUCAAAUUCUCCUUUCUUAAUCUCUUAGCAGUUGUCUUCUCACAAGAUUUUGCCCUCUAGUUGCUAGAAUUUGUCAAUUUGUCACGUCUGGGAAAAUGGGAUUCUGCGAUUGUGGGAUGGUUGGUGAUGAUCACUUUGUGCUAUGCAAAGCAGCUCUAAUCUUUGGAGUGACGAGAUGGAUCUUCUUCUGUGCUCAGAAACUAGUGAAACAAUAUUACAUGCACAUGUUUUCUUGGUCCUUUGACCACCAUGAGCCCACAUCACAAUCUUCAUCAGCAGUUCAUCAUGAUCACUCUUCUUCAGCUUUAGAAAUGGUGAGAGAUUAUUUGAGCUUGACAACUUUUGAAAACAUCAAGCAGAGGCUGCCAGAAGAAGAAAGCCAUGACAUGUCCUGUGCAGUUUGCUUGAAGCGUUUCAAGAAGAAUGAUCAGGUCUGGGAAUUGAACAAUUGCAGGCAUGUCUUCCACAAGCAAUGCCUGGAUAGAUGGCUCCUCUACGACGCCCGGUUAACCUGUCCUCUUUGCAGAACUUCAUUGAUCACCAUGAGUAGUUCAGAGUCUUGUUCCAUGCCGCAGCAGCAGCAGCAACCUAGUUGGGCUGUGGAAAGGAUUCUUUAUCUAUUUGGGGAUGAUUUGCUCUCUCCAUCUUCUUACUCAUCUGGAAUGGAGGAUCUGAGCUAUUAAUUGAUGUCUGCCCUCAGUAUUGUUAAUUGUUAGGAUGCAGCAUUCUUAGCAAAAUUUGUUCCCACAUUUCUAAAGUUUCAAAGCUAAGGGGCAAGGCUGUUAAUUCUUGGCUUUUGCCCAAUUUUUUUUGGUUGUUGUAAAUACUAUAUCAGGACAGUUGAAGACAUUUGAGUUCUAGCAGUUAACCAGAAAAUUUCCCCUUUUUUCUUCUCGUGUUAUUUUUGUUGUUUUGUAAACCUAUUAGUAGGUCGUUGGAAUAUCAAACUAGGUAUUGGACGAAACAUUAAUUUAUUAUGUGCACCACAAGCAACUGCAGAACUACCAAUUAGGGUUGCAUUUUUAAUACAAAGAAUCUAACAGCUGAAUGCCU